Xyrauchen texanus (razorback sucker) is the source of this 2837-nucleotide messenger RNA. Its product is annotated as homeobox protein Hox-C5a-like. Gene Ontology annotation, cellular component: nucleus. The transcript has 2 exons. NCBI's taxonomy places the organism in Eukaryota, Metazoa, Chordata, Actinopteri, Cypriniformes, Catostomidae. Gene Ontology annotation, molecular function: RNA polymerase II cis-regulatory region sequence-specific DNA binding; DNA-binding transcription factor activity, RNA polymerase II-specific. Gene Ontology annotation, biological process: anterior/posterior pattern specification; regulation of transcription by RNA polymerase II. Bases 122 to 826 code for a protein of 234 amino acids. The record is from RefSeq and is a predicted model, not a curated record.
AUAAAGCCCAAUAAACAAAUAAAACUCCUAAACAACGUAUGUAUAUACUUUAUAAGUUGAUUCAGUCUCUGCAGCGUCCUCUUGCUUUUUGUGAUACAGGUUAGUUUGUUUUGGAAAUAUAAUGAGCGCAUACGUUGGAAUGUCUCUUUCUAAGCAAACGCAAGACGCCUCCUCUUGUAGAAUGCACACUUUUGGCAACUAUGGAUCACUCCCUGAGUUCCACCAGUCCAAUUACGCGUACGAAGGGCUUGAUCUCAGCGGAUCCUUCACUUCUCAAAUCCCCUCCGAUUCUUUGAAACGGGAGGCGAUAAACACAACCGACCGUGCAAGGAUCAGUGCAGCAAUUCAGCGACCACAGUCCUGUUUGGCUCUGGGCUCUCGCUUCGUAAGCACUCGCGGGUACAGCCCCCUCAGUCACGGACUGUUGAGCCAAAAAGCCGAGGGGAAUAUGGAAGUUAUGGAGAAGCCCAGCGGCAACAGCCGUACAGGCGAUAUCAAAAUGGAGACUACUUCGGCGAUAAAGCAACAAACUAAUUCAACUCAGUCUCAGCGUCAGAACCAGUCGCAGCCGCAGAUAUAUCCGUGGAUGACAAAACUACACAUAAGCCACGAAUCUGACGGUAAAAGGUCACGAACCAGUUACACCCGCUACCAGACUCUGGAGUUGGAGAAAGAGUUCCAUUUCAACCGAUACCUCACACGUCGCAGACGUAUCGAGAUUGCCAAUAACCUCUGCUUGAAUGAGCGCCAAAUAAAAAUUUGGUUCCAGAACCGUCGCAUGAAGUGGAAGAAGGACUCAAAGUCGAAAGUGAAAGGAGGACCAUAAAUAAUGUGUUGUACGGCUUGAACAGUCUAAAAAUAAAGACAAGGUUCAUUUUUACUGAUAUAAACUAAUUCAAAUAGAGUUUUCUUUUCCACAACAGUUGGUAAUGUCUUUCAUUUGUCUCCAAUACAAUGUUGUUAUGUGAAUAUGUCCACAUUUGCAAUAUUUAUUGAUAGUGUCUCCUCCAACGGGUUGGCCCCCUCACUAUAUUGCGGGAGGUGCUUAUUUGAAUUAUGUAUGAUCUGAAACUUUAUUUGAAUGUGCUUUGCUAAAAUUGGUUGUAACUUUAGUCUUUCCUUAAUAUACCAAGCCAGGCCUGCAUCCAAUUAAAAUGACUUAAAUGUAAAUGCAAAUAAUGUGGUCUGUACGCUUGAACAUUCAUCAAUAUGCCAACUGUAUUUUGCAGUUUAAUGGGACUUUUCUUUGUAUCCAUUGUACUGUCUCUCGUAAAUAGAUGAACUAUAAUAUCCACACAAUGCUAAUAGGGCAACAACUAUAAUGUCAUAUUAAUGGUUGUGUAUCAUAUUAUCUGUUAGCCAGGAGCCUAUCAAUGGUUAUUUGCUAUUGGGGAUUAUGUCUGUUCAAAUACUGUACAAUCAGAACAUUUAUUCUUUUGUUGUAACUUGUUCCUUUGGGCUAAUUUUAAGGCAGGUAGUAUCAUGACUUUUGUUAGAUUCUACUUGUCAGUGGUAUAUAUGCCACGCUGUAACCCCAUUGAGUGCUUAUUGACACAUCUUAAUCCAAACAUGCUACAGGACAUACUGUACGUUCUAAUUGUAAUUUAGCUACAAAUCCUAUUUUUGUGUUAUUCCAAUCGUUGUAUGUGUUUGCAUGUGUGUGUGUGUGUGUGUGUGUGUGUGUGUGUGUGUGUGUGUGUGUGUGUGUGUGUGUGUGUGUGUGUGUGUGUGUGUGUUUAUUUGUUCUAUUUUUCUUCUUCUGGAGUUUCUCUGGUACACCACAUGAAUAUAUUUCCAGUUCCUAAUCAAUUAUUAACUUUUAAAUGGCUAAACAUGCCAAUACAGUGGCAAAAUAUUACCCAUUUUCAUUAGCUCUGUCUUUAAAGCCAUCUACGUCAAAGAAAACAAUAUAGUUAUAAUGUAAAUAAACUUGUAGAAACUUCAGAAGAUCAGAUUUUGAACAUUGUUUUGUUUGUUUAAAACAUUAGGAACAAAAGUGAAAAUUGGUCUGUCAUUUAAAAAAGCUUACAUUUUUAGUUUUUCGUGCAGAUUUAAGGAGAAAAAAGUGUUCUGUGCAGUACAAAUAUUAAUAUGAUUUUUUUAAAUAAUUAUUCGUGUAUCCAUCGAGGACCAGACUUCAUGUGUAUACUUCCAGUGAUGAGGAAUGGUUGAUCUUUAACAUUCUUGCCACUUAUUUACAGUAGCCCUAGACGGAGGCACAUAAAACUUUACGACCCCAAUAAACUUUUACAGCGCUUCCUCUCACCCAUCAGAAACUGACAACUGUUUCCUCUUUUCACAAACCGGCGGAAGUUUACACAAACAUUUCAAAGUGACGUUUUGGUAUAAAACCCUUAACAAAAGACUGGUUUGCAAAUGUAAUCAAGUAUUCCACGCAUUACAUCGAAUUAAUUGUUAGUUUUUCUUUUAUGAAUGGUUACCCCAGUUUCCCAAAAGGAAUCAAUAAAAUAUCUGUCUGUCUGUCUGUCUGUCUGUCUCUGUUUAUCUAUCUAUCUUUCAGGAUAUCUCUGUAAGACAGCCUAAAACUUUAUUGUUUUGUGUGUUAAGCAGAGUGAAUUCCUACUGCUAUUACAUUAUUGUUGAAAUACGUAAUUUAGAUGAAGCUAUGAUGCAGCCUGUAAGCUAUUUUGUGGGCAGAACUAUCACGUAAUCCAAGUCCAUUGCAAUAAAGGUGAAACAGAGGACACAGCAAGACCGUUGUCUUGCUAGUAGAAAAUUUGCAUUUUGUACACCUUGUUCUACACGCGUGAUAUCUUUCGCUAUACUAUUGUUUUUUUAUUAUUAUUAUUAUUAUUAUUCAUAAUUCUUACCUCUCA